Molecule: messenger RNA, 2085 nt
Organism: Penicillium brevicompactum
Lineage: Eukaryota; Fungi; Ascomycota; Eurotiomycetes; Eurotiales; Aspergillaceae
Product: F-box protein
Exons: 1
Coding region: 1-2085 (694 amino acids)
Molecular function (GO): protein binding
Source: RefSeq, a predicted model, not a curated record
AUGGCUACCACCGCCGGGUAUAUCACCAUGCCCGCCUUGCGAUCACUGCGAUCAAGUCAAGACUAUGCUGGUCAUGUCUCAGACUCCCGUCACAGGAAACCAACCGCAUCAGUAUCGACUUCGAGGACCGACGCUGGAUAUCUUCCAGUGAAGCGACAAACUCGAGCAUCUAUAUCAAGACGUGCAUCGCCUUCUGCGGCGAAUCUGGCGCCACCGGAGAUCUUACUGGAUAUUUUCUCGCUGCUGUCACCGCAUGACUUUGAUAGCGCUCGACACACAUGCUCGCGGUGGAUGCGGGUUAGUUUGAAUGAACAGCUUCUCGAGCGCAUGAUGAAGAGAGCGGGGUGGUGGAAGGCCUGGCUGCAGGAUCGGCGAAGACCGUGUGUAUCGGAUCGGUUGGAUGAAUGCAAUGUUUGGAGAAUGAGUCGGCGAAUUGCUACAGAGUGCCUGUUGUCAGGGCGCAGGAUGAACUCGAAGAAGUCUGGUUUCGUUAAGACUGCUGUCAUUGACUUCUCAGCUCUUUCUGGGGCUGAAAGAAGAUCCCAUCUCACUCGACAUCAGGCGGUUGGACAACUCGGUGACAGCAAAGAGCUGGGAGCUUCUACUUCGACCUUCAGCACGAGCAGCUGCAGCAAUUAUCUGUUAGUGACGAUGGGCUGCAUGAUUUAUAUCUAUCGCCUUCGUGGACGAAAGAUCCGGUCAAAGUCGAGCUUGAACGAUGUCGAUUUGGAUUUGAUAUCGCGUGUGCAAUGUCCAUUUGACGUUGUUUCAGCCGUCGUCGAUACCACCACUUCGCAAAUCACCAUUGCUGCAUUACUGCACAAUCGCGUUGGAAUCAUCAGCAAAGUCCCAGUAUCCUCCAAACCCUCAGAAUCCCAACCAACAGACCCAUCCUCCACCCACCUCUUCUACAACAUCUGCACAGAAGAAAACCCACCCCGAACAGUAGCAAUAUGCCCAGGACAAGACCUGGUAGCUUUCGGCUGUGCCUCCGGCAUCGAAAUCCACAGCGUAUCCAAAUCAAAACGCAACGAUCCCCGAAAACACUUCACAAUCCCUCAACCCUCCGAAAUCCUCCACUUCCUCCCCAGCAGUCCAGACUCCCCAACCGAACUCCGUCUCAUCUCCUCCCUCUCAGGCCCAGGAGGCCUUCACGAAUGCACAUGUCCCCCCACAUCACCAAAACACCAAUUCCACUUCCUUGCAGACGUCCAAUCCUACUCCCGCCGCAGAAUCCCUCACACCCCAUCCCGCAGCUUCGUCCGCGCAACUCACUGUCACCAUUUCCACGCAGUCCCUCUAAACGACGGCUUCCAUAUGACUUUUAUCGACCCACGCUCUAAUCUCCUCUGCAUCGGCUCCGAUGCUCCUAUCGGUGGUCCAACAAGUCUUACCCGUGCAAUUGUCUGCGUCCCCCCUUUCUCAAAUAAUGUCAGAUCUUCCGAGGACCAAAUCAAUCCUCUUCCUACUGUUUUCGCAGCAGCUUCGGAUCUGACGUGGGGUCCCCGUCUCGUCGCGGUUUACGGUGAUCGUCUCGUUCUCUACUCCGUUCCACUGGACGUCUUUGAUCUCGUUCGUCGAGAACGCGAGCGCCAGGUUAAUGGCGUUAUGGGCGAUAGUGAUCUCGCGCGUGACUGGUACGCUGAUGCAGAUCGCUGCGAGGCGGACCUGGAAUCUCUUGAUGUAUUCAGAUCUGUGGCUAUGAUGUGGCCGUUUAAGGUGUAUGGGAAGGAAAUCGGGACUGUUGAUGAUGCCGUUGAGCUUUCUGUGCAGUGCUCGGAAGGCGGGGUGCGGGUUUGGGCUUUUGGACGCAGUGGCAAGGCGGAGGUUUUUGAUAUUGAGACUGGGGAUGGGAGGGUACGGAGUUUUGGGUCGGGUGCUGAUGGGGUUCUGGCGAGGAGGAAUAAUUCUUUGAAGGAAUUGAGGAGGAAGAGGAAGUUUGAAGAUGAUGUUUGUUUUGCUGGGAGGUAUGGGGCUGGGAGGUUGGAUGUUAAGCCUUGUAGGGCUGGGGUGCAUGGGCAGGAUCUUGCUGCUAGACGGUCGUCUUUUGCGGCUUGUAUUAUUGAUUUUAAGAUUCCUGAGUGA